AUGGCUAAGGAGUGCACAAACAUUCCUACUGAUAUAUCAAGACCAGAACUAGCAUCACUGUCACACACACUUCGAUCCCACCUCUUCUCUACUAACAAGCAGCAUGAAAUGCAUUUGACACCAACUGACAAUUCGGCUUGGUCAAAUUUGGCAUCCAACACCGUAGAUAAACGGGGUUGGGAUAUAAUGUAUCAAAAAAUUAAAAAUAAAGCUGUGUUUAAUGUGUCCAAUGACAUUCUCCAGGAAGUGUCGUUGCAUGCUGUGAGAUUGGCUCCAAAUUCAAUGCAUUGGCAAGCACAGCAAACGAAUUUGGAGUACCUGUUGAUGUUGAAUGUGGAUAACUUGGUUUGGAGCUUUAGGAAGACGGCCGGUUUGCCAACACCUGGGAAGCCAUAUGGGGGGUGGGAAGACCCAAGUGAAGAACUUCGGGGUCAUUUUGUAGGGCAUUUCUUGAGUGCAACAGCAAAAAUGUGGGCUAGCACUCACAAUGAAACCAUUAGACAGAGAAUGACAGCAGUGGUGAAUGCUUUAUCUGCCUGCCAGGAGAAAAUUGGCACCGGAUAUCUUUCAGCUUUUCCGUCUGAGUUUUUUGAUCGUUUUGAAGCUAUAAAGCCUGUUUGGGCUCCAUAUUACACAAUUCACAAGAUCUUGGCAGGCCUACUUGAUCAACAUACAUUUGGUGAAAAUGCUCAAGCUUUAAAAAUGGUGACAUGGAUGGUUGACUAUUUUUACAAACGUGUUCAGAAUGUGGUAACAAAAUACAGUAUAGAAAGGCACUAUACAUCACUUAAUGAAGAAUUUGGUGGCAUGAAUGAUCUCCUUUACAGGUUAUAUACCAUUACGAGAGAUCCAAGGCAUUUGAUAUUGGCUCAUUUAUUUGACAAACCCUGCUUUCUAGGACUCCUUGCAGUACAGGCUGAUGACAUAUCUGGAUUUCAUGCCAACACACAUAUCCCAGUUGUUAUUGGAUCUCAAAUGCGGUAUGAAGUCACUGGUGAUCCACUUUAUAAGGCAAUAGGGACGUACUUCAUGGACGUUGUUAACUCUUCACACAUCUAUGCCACAGGGGGGACAUCAGAGUCAGAAUUCUGGACUGACCCGAAGCGAUUGGCAGAUACCCUAGACACUGAAACUGAAGAAUCAUGCACAACUUAUAACAUGUUGAAGGUCUCUCGCCACCUGUUUACAUGGACCAAAGAAGUGGCAUAUGCAGAUCAUUAUGAGCGCGCCUUGAUAAAUGGUGUUCUAAGCAUCCAAAGAGGGACAGAACCUGGAGUGAUGAUUUACAUGAUCCCACUAGGUCAUGGAGCUUCCAAGGCCGUCUCCUACCAUGGAUGGGGAACACCGUUUGACUCUAUGUGGUGUUGCUAUGGCACAGCAACUGAAUCAUUCUCAAAGCUAGGAGAUUCAAUAUAUUUUGAAGACAAAGUAAAGGGUCCAGCUCUUUACAUCAUCCAGUACAUAUCAAGCUCAUUUAAUUGGGAAUCUGGACAAAUUUUGCUCAAUCAGACAGUUCUUCCUGUUGUUUCCUCAGAUCCAUACCUUCGAGUGACAUUCACAUUUUCUUCAGUGAAGGUACUGGGGGCAGGCCAAUCCUCUACCUUGAACUUGAGGAUACCAAUUUGGACAAGUAAUGCUAAUGCAUCAAUAAAUGCUCAGAGUUUGACUGUACCAGCUCCAGGUAAUUUCCUAUCGGUCACUAGAAAAUGGGGACCCGGUGACAAAUUAACACUUCAGCUGCCCAUUAAUUUGAGAACAGACGAUAUUAGAGAUGACCGGCCUGAGUAUGCUUCUCUUAAGGCCAUACUUUAUGGCCCUUAUCUGCUUGCGGGUCACACCACUAGUGACUGGGACAUCAAAACUGGAUCAGCUAAGUCUUUGUCAGACUGGAUAACUCCAAUCCCUGCUGCCUACAAUGCUUAUUUGGUUUCACUUUCUCAAGGGUCUGCAAACUCAAGUGUUGUCUUAACCAACUCAAUAAAAUCACUUACAAUGGAAAAAACACCUCCACCUUUCAACACUUCUGCUGCUAGAGCCACUUUCAGACUCAUCCUAACUGACUCACCUCCUCCAAAGUUUUUGACACUUCAAGAUGCUAUCAACAAGUCAGUCAUGUUAGAACCAUUCGAUUAUCCAGGAAUGGUUGUGGCGACCAAAGGCAAAGAUAAACAAGUUCAAGUUGCAGCCUCUCCUGUUCGCGGUGGUUCCUCUGUUUUCCGGGUGGUUGCAGGAUUGGAUGGAAGGCCUGGGACAGUAUCAUUGGAGUCAGAAGGCUACAAGGGUUGCUUUGUGCAUAAUAGUGGUGAGAAAUACCGUACAGGUACAAUCAUGAGGCUCGGCUGCAAGUCAGGCUCAUCAGGUGCCAAUUUUAAUCAGGCUGCUAGCUUUGUAAUGGAAAAGGGACUAAGUGAGUAUCAUCCUGUCAGCUUUGUGGCAAAAGGGGCUCAGAGGAAUUUUCUUCUGCAACCAUUAAUGAGCUUCAAGGAUGAAUUUUAUAAUGUCUAUUUUAACAUUCAAGCUUAACUAGUUUGGUGUGAGAGUGGGAGGUCCUUUACAAUAUGUACCCUUGCCUCCUUGCUAUUUUGCUACUUUUUCAAGUUCAACAAGUUACGUGUACUGUUGGACCUGUAAAAUUAUGUAACACGAAUGAAGAGAAAUAAUAUGUCAACUUCAAAUGAUCAUUUUUGUGAUCA
This is a messenger RNA of Quercus robur (English oak), 2693 nucleotides long. RefSeq lists its product as uncharacterized. The transcript has 12 exons. Gene Ontology annotation, biological process: L-arabinose metabolic process. Gene Ontology annotation, molecular function: alpha-L-arabinofuranosidase activity. Lineage: Eukaryota; Viridiplantae; Streptophyta; Magnoliopsida; Fagales; Fagaceae. The record is from RefSeq and is a predicted model, not a curated record. Bases 1 to 2523 code for a protein of 840 amino acids.